Saccoglossus kowalevskii is the source of this 3166-nucleotide messenger RNA. Its product is annotated as doublecortin domain-containing protein 1-like. The record is from RefSeq and is a predicted model, not a curated record. Gene Ontology annotation, biological process: intracellular signal transduction; regulation of mitotic cytokinesis. Gene Ontology annotation, molecular function: microtubule binding. Lineage: Eukaryota; Metazoa; Hemichordata; Enteropneusta; Harrimaniidae. Gene Ontology annotation, cellular component: midbody.
UAGCUUGACAAUAAUGGCGGUGGUAGCGUAGAGCUCACUGUAAAUAAUCCGAACAUCAGGACCUUUCUCACGUUUUAGAAGGAUACCACCCGACCCCUGCCAACAUUUAGUUAACCAUACUUCGAGGUGCUCAUACGCUUCGAUAUCGACUGGUAUUAAUAGUGAAUGUGAGGUCAAUCAAACCAAGAACAACUUUUGCCGUCUUGUUUCAUUUGCUCCAGAUGAAUUAGUGGAUCAAGAUGUCCAAAAUAAGAGAGCAGCAGUCGAUGAAGUUUUCUGAAUCUAUCGGAGCGACCCAACCGAGUCAUUCACAGAAAAGUGGUAGAAUGAAUCGUACACCAAGUGACAUCAUAAGUUAUGAGGAUCUUUUAAUUGCACAUUAUCUUGAAGAACUUCGUAAACAACCCCCACCACUUGCCAAGAAAAAACCAGACGAACGUUCUUCUUUAACCAGAGGAAAACAGCAAAAGUUGAGUUCACCGUACUUGCAGAAACUACCCCAUAGUUCCCUGUUUUUGUUACAACAAUCAUCUUCAAAAUCAAAGCGACCAGUUUCUGCCACCCAAUCAGCUAGGCUAGCAUCCCGGGAAAAACAGAGGAUUGACCCCAAGUUUAUUGCUGAUGCAAACAAAUGGGAACCUGACAAUCAGAGGAGUGACGAGGAAAAACAAGGAGAGGACGAUAAGAAGAAAAGGGAAAGGCCAUCAAGUGCUCCAGCAAGAACAAAAAUCAUAUGAGACCUACCAGUGCCAAGUCAACGACCUCGACAGUGUCAAGAAUCUCAAUGAGGUCAUCGUAUUCCACAUCAGGACGUCGCAACAGACCAUUCUACAGGACACCAACCACCAUCAAAUGUACAGCUUAUAAAAAUGGACAUAAAGACAUAUUUGCAGAAAUAUCUGCACCCAAUAUUAAAAUAUUAUUGGAACAGUGUACAGUGAAGCUAGGAUUAACAACAGCUGCACGGAAAGUCUUUCUAUCUAAUGGUAAAGAAGCACUCUUACCCUCGGAUAUUGAACGAGGUGAUGAUAUUUACAUCUCAUGUGGAGAACCAUUCAAAGAUCCUACCACAUGUGAAAAAAGCAAUAUAGAAAUGAAGAAGUCUGCUUCAUGGACAGUGAACGGUGUUGUGUUUGCAGAGGAAAGGAAAAAGAGAAAGACUAAACCAGCUUUGUCAAAGCGCCUCAGGAGUAUGUUAGCUCAGAAAAACAGACGAGUGAUGGUUUUCAAAAAUGGGGACGGUCAGGAGAUGGCGGAGGUUGUAGUCUCAAUGGACAAGUUUGCUUCUUUUCUUGAUGACUGUACUAGUAGACUGAAUUUAACCACACCAGCAAGGGCUGCCUAUACAUGGCAUGGUGUAGCUAUCACAGAUUUGCAUGAUGCCCCUAAGCUUGAUAAGUGCUUACAGACAAGUACAACACCUGUAAUUGGACCACUGUGGAUUUCCAAAGGAGAAGGCUUCAGUCCAUCAGGCACCAAGGAUUUUCUGAAAGCUGUGAUUACUCACUGUAAGCAGAAAAUCAAAGGACUUGAGCAAUACAAAGAACAGUUGGAGUAUGCACAGGAUGGUGAGAAGGAUAAGGUGACAGUGAGUAAAAUACAAUCCAUGGAUGAUGAUGACAUUUAUGAAGAGAUGAAAGAAACUGAUGGUCACAUUAGUACAUUCAAAGCCGCUCUCAAAAAACUGAGAGAAGUCAACCGAAAUAUUAACAUAAUGGUAUCACAAGAAGAGGCUGCUGGACAUGAGUACAUAUUGGGGCACAUUAAAGAGAUAAGUAGCUCUGAUAGAUUGGUUGGAACUCCAGGUAUUAAAAUCAAGGUAUUUCAGAAUGGAAAGCCUGAAAGAGAAGAGGUGAUUUAUGUUAACAUGAAAGAAUUAUCAAAGGGUGUUAACUCAGGUCAGAAACUUGGAGAUUCAGGAAAGGAUCCUAUAGAUGCAAAAACAUUUAUAAUGCAAAGGCUAUUAGAUCAAAUUGGCAACAGAUAUGGUGGUGCUUGUAAACCACGGCGACUCUUUACAAAGGAUAGUGUUGAAAUCAAAGAUGUGUCUGAACUAGAGCAUGAACAAGAAGUCUGCUUUACACUGGGAGAAAAUUACAAGUCUAGCCAAGUGUUUGUGCUACAGUUGCAGUUGGAUAAAGUGCGAGGUUUUAAUUUAUUUGGUGAAAGGAACGCAAUAAUGAAAGAGCCAUUGCAAGCAGAUGACUAUGGUGCUGGAAGAGAAAAACACAGCCAGUGGGAAGCUUGCAUAGGAUUUCCAUUGAUCUAUGAAUUUGAAGAUAUCAAUAUGAAUAUGGACCAAUCAUCAAGAGAACAUAUCAUGUCAAAUCUGAAACUACAAGAACUUGAUACAAAAUCACACUUUAUGCAGUUAAAGGACAACCUCAACCUUGUUCUGUAUCCAGAUGUAAUUGUAUCUGACAAAAAGAAAUGGAAUGAUAAAGGAAUGUGGCCUCCACAUGGCCAGACUUGGGUCAUCAGCAAGUCUGGUAUGAUUUCCUGUAAAGCUAUGCCGAGUAUGUCACUAACUGCAACUGAAUACAAGAUUGAUGCUACACUUCCAGAUAAAACGACUGAAUUACAUGGAUUUGCUGUAGCUAUGCAGAAAAAAAUGCUUGAAAACCCGGCUCAGCAGUGGGGAUUCAGUCCUGAAGGCUUCAUUUAUUCUCUGGCUCAACCAAGUUUAGUAUUGACAUUUAUUGGUGACUUGUCCAUGGAAUCCGAUCCAAUAUGUGUUGGUGACAGUGAUAGGCAGUAUACUGGUCAGACAUGUGCAAUUGCAGUGGUAGAGAAAUUUGCUGCGAAACACUCUGAGGCUAGGAGACAAAGAUUUGCCAUCAAGCAAGAAAUCCUGCAUAAGAUGGGACAGUGGAAACACUCUAAAGUGGACAAUCCACUGUGGAAUAAAUUAGCAUAUUCUUGGCCUGUCACUGAAGAUGGAACCUGGAAUGAGACGUGGGCUUGGCUCUCAGAGAUAGAAUGCCUGAGAAACAGUGGGGGUGAUGAUGCUUGGCCUGCUUUUUCCACAGUUUUACCGAUUCGUCUCCGUGUUCUGAAAAAUGGAGAACGGGAUUUUAAGAGAGCCGCACUUGUGGUUGGACCAGAUUUGACAAAUGUAAGUUGUGAAUUAUUGUUUUAUCUAAUGCCAUGGUUACAUGGGCUGUAG